CUCCCAAAACCUCUCCCCUCUAGGGUUUUUCUGUCUGGAGAAGCUAUCUCACUUGACCCUGUAUCUCUCUGUCUCUCUCUUCCCCAUUAGUAUUCGUCGUGACCUUUUCGUAGUCGUAAGCAAUGAAGAUUAAGACGUUAUCAAGAUCGGUUGAUGAAUACACUCGAGAAAGAAGUCAGGAUCUUCAGAGGGUCUUUCACAACUUCGACCCAAGUCUUCGACCUAUGGAGAAGGCUGUGGAAUACCAGAGAGCUCUUACAGCUGCUAAAUUAGAAAAGAUAUUUGCAAGGCCCUUUGUUGGAGCAAUGGAUGGGCAUCGUGAUGGAGUCUCAUGUAUGGCGAAGAACCCAAAUUACCUCAAAGGAAUCUUCUCUGCUUCUAUGGAUGGAGAUAUUCGCCUUUGGGAUAUCUCUUCAAGGCGUACUGUUUGCCAAUUCCCUGGUCAUCAAGGUGCUGUGCGUGGUCUUACAGCAUCAACCGAUGGCAAUGUAUUGGUUUCAUGCGGAACUGAUUGCACUGUUCGUUUGUGGAAUGUUCCUCGUCCUACCCUAGAAGAUUCUACCAUUUCAUCUGAGAAUUCCAUUGAGCCUUCUGCAACUUAUGUCUGGAAGAAUGCUUUCUGGGCUGUUGAUCAUCAGUUUGAAGGUGACCUUUUUGCUACGGCCGGAGCUCAACUUGAUAUAUGGAAUCAUAAUAGGUCUCAGCCAGUUCAGAGUUUCCAGUGGGGAACUGACUCUGUAAUAUCUGUUCGGUUUAAUCCUGGAGAGCCUGAUAUAUUAGCUACAUCUGCUAGCGACCGCAGCAUAACCAUAUAUGAUCUCCGUAUGUCUUCUGCGGCUAGAAAAAUUAUUAUGAUGACCAAAACAAAUUCAAUUGCAUGGAACCCCAUGGAGCCUAUGAACCUGACAGCUGCUAAUGAAGAUGGAAGUUGCUAUAGCUUUGAUGGUAGAAAGUUGGACGAAGCCAAGUGCGUGCAUAAAGAUCAUGUUUCUGCAGUGAUGGAUAUUGACUUUUCACCAACUGGUCGUGAAUUUGUUACGGGUUCUUAUGAUCGAUCUGUUAGAAUCUUCCCAUACAAUGGAGGUCACAGCAGGGAAAUCUACCAUACAAAGAGGAUGCAGAGAGUAUUCUGUGUCAAGUAUAGCUGUGAUGCUACAUAUGUAAUAUCGGGCAGUGAUGACACCAAUCUCAGGCUAUGGAAGGCAAAAGCAUCAGAGCAAUUGGGAGUUAUUCUUCCAAGGGAACAGAAGAAGCAUGAGUACAACGAGGCUGUGAAGAACCGGUACAAGCAUCUUCCUGAGGUUAAGCGCAUUGUGAGACACAGGCACUUGCCAAAACCAAUAUACAAAGCAAUGGCGAUCAUCCGAACCGUGAACGAUUCGAAGAGAAGAAAAGAAGCUCGAAGGAAAGCUCACAGUGCUCCAGGAACAGUGGUCACAAAACCUCUGCGCAAAAGAAAGAUCAUCAAAGAAGUCGAGUGAGUUUACUCUUUCUCCGUUUGUUUCUAUCAAGGAUGAUGAUACUUUGUGGGGACUGUUUUGGUAUAGUGAGGGUAAGAUUAGGAAUCAUAACAUUUUUGCUGUGUUGUAAGCCUCUUUCGGGUUAUACCCAUUUCGGUUUUUCUCUUUACAUUUCAUUGUGUUCAUGAAUUACUUUUGGGUGUUAUGAAGCUGAUCUAAGUAAUAUUUUGAUUCCAAAGAUUAAUUCAGUAUGAAA
Molecule: messenger RNA, 1716 nt
Organism: Arabidopsis lyrata subsp. lyrata
Lineage: Eukaryota; Viridiplantae; Streptophyta; Magnoliopsida; Brassicales; Brassicaceae
Product: DDB1- and CUL4-associated factor 13
Exons: 16
Coding region: 123-1481 (452 amino acids)
Biological process (GO): maturation of SSU-rRNA from tricistronic rRNA transcript (SSU-rRNA, 5.8S rRNA, LSU-rRNA)
Cellular component (GO): nucleolus; small-subunit processome
Molecular function (GO): protein binding
Source: RefSeq, a predicted model, not a curated record